This is a messenger RNA of Clunio marinus, 655 nucleotides long. NCBI's taxonomy places the organism in Eukaryota, Metazoa, Arthropoda, Insecta, Diptera, Chironomidae. The record is from the annotation of a GenBank genome assembly.
UUCUUCAGACAGCUCAUAUUUAAAUAUAUAUGACGAGAUUCAAAUAAUUCCAUCGGGACGAGGUGGAACUUGCAUUCUUCACAAUGAUUAUAAGUUCACUUUGCAUAUCACAAACAAUGAUGGAAUUUGCUAUUAUCGUUGCAAAGCUCACAAGAAGAAGAAAUGUCAAGCUCGAUUGAAAUAUGAUGAAAGCAACGGAAUCGCAAUUCUAUUGAAAGAUCACGAUCACAGUCCUGAAGCUGGAAUUGACCCUGACUCAUUUGUCGGCACCGACAUCACUGAUGACAUCGAAAUGGUCACAAAUAACAAAGGAAGCACAGUUGUCUUCUAUAAUGGCUUCAAAUAUUUGAAAUCUGGAGAAAGCAAAACUUCUCUUCAAUAUCGAUGCGUUUUAUACAUGAAAAAAUGUCGUUCACGAAUUAUUUUUAAUCGUGAAAAUAAAACGGCAAUGAAGAAUGAAAUUGGACAUAAUCAUGACGUCGAUCCACAUUCCUAUGACAGUUUCAUGAGUUCAGCUGUUGAAACACAACGUUUUGUCAAGAACGUAACUGGAAUGAAAAGAAAAUCGAAAAUGAUCACUUGCGUUAGUGCUACCGAGAAAUAAAAUUGAAAUUGUUCUUUUUUAAAAAUUAAUCAAUAAAAUGACUUGACAUAA